Menidia menidia (Atlantic silverside) is the source of this 609-nucleotide messenger RNA. Lineage: Eukaryota; Metazoa; Chordata; Actinopteri; Atheriniformes; Atherinopsidae. The record is from the annotation of a GenBank genome assembly.
AUGUUUGGCUUUCAUAAGUCAAAGAUCUACCGGAGUAAUGACGGCUGUUGCAUCUGCAAAACCAAGUCCUCCAGCUCACGCUUCACGGACAGCAGCCGUUAUGAGGAGACGUUCAGGCUGUGUUUUGGGCUGUCUGAGGACCGUGUUGGAGACAUUUGCAAUGCAUGCGUGUUACUGGUGAAAAGGUGGAAGAAACUGCCCCAUGGCUCCAAGAAGAACUGGAAUCACGUGGUGGAUGCCAGAGCUGGUCCAGGUUUUAAGGUGACUAAACCCAAGAAGAUCAAGAACAGCGAUGGGAAGAAGAAAAGCAAGCUGAAGAAGCUUCACAAGUUAAAGAGACAAAACUCUGAUGCUCACAGCACAACUUCCAGCGUGUCUCCCGCCCAGUCUCCAAGUUACAGCAACCACUCGGACGAUGGCUCAGAUAUAGAGCAAAAGGUGUGCUGUGGGAUUGUCUACAAAGGUCGUUUUGGAGAGGUGAUUAUUGAUCCCCGGCUUUUUAAGCCCUGCUGCAGUUCCAAAAAUCCGAAGGCGCUGACACCCACACAAGUGGCCACACACUUGCCAGACGCGCUUCCUCCACAGACUCCCGUUGACAUAAAAGAAACC